GAGCUGAACGUCGGUCGUCGCUCUUCUACAUUACUCGUAUUUUGUUUCUCUCAUUCCACUUUGCGGAGGAAAGAGAGCGCGAGUGCGAGUGCGGAAAUUGCAUCAUUUCGAUAUUACGUAAGAUUUAAAAUCGCGUCAAGCAAAGAAUUUUCUGCGCAAAGGCUUUCUCAAGAACAUUACGCGUUGAAAAAGUGAAAAGCAGCUGGUAAUCGAUGAAAUUGAUGAAUUGUUAAAGUAUAAAAUGUGCCUUCGAAAAGAUUCGGCGAAGAGAAGUUGUGGGUGCAAGUGAAAAAUUUCCAUCUGAAGCAUUGCGUGUGCAAAAAUUAGUGAGUUUUACCUGCCAGAAUUGCAGCUGCGCAACAGCUGAUAGUGAUCCUUCGAUGAAACCAACUGGACAAGACUCCGGGAACACGGAGAACAAGAUAUCAGAACAUCAUUGGAUACCUAGUGACCGAGAAACAUAAAACUACACGCGCACGACCCUGGUGCGUGGAGAAAAAUUACGUGAAUGCGUGGGCGACCAGACGAACGGAAUAGAAGCCGAUGUUCAAGAUGGCUUUAACAACGCCUAGAAACAGGUCGCCCAUUAUACGCGACAAGGAGAAUAUUCCGGCUUACGAUAUUAAGUUAGAACGGGUACUGGGCGUAACUGUGUCCAGCAAUGCAGCUUUGGAUUGCGAUGCGACCAGCGAGCUGGUCGCUUAUCCAGCUGGUUGCACUGUCGUCUUGUUCAAUCCACGAAGGAACAGCCAGGCGCACGUGUUGAAUGCCUGUCGCAAAACCGUGACUUCUCUGGCGCUCGCCGGGGAUGGCAAGCUGUUGGCCACCGGCGAAUGCGGUCACAUGCCAAACGUCCGUGUCUGGGACAUCUCCGACCCGCACAAUGCCGUGCAGAUCGCGGAAUUUCCCGGGCACAAAUACGGCAUUAACUGUGUGGCUUUCUCGCCCAGCAAUAAAUACGUUGUAUCAGUCGGCUCGCAACAUGACAUGAUUGUCAACGUCUGGGACUGGAGGAAUAACGUUAAAGUGGCAUCCAACAAAGUCUCGAGCAAGGUGAAGGCUGUUUGCUUCGCGGAAAAUGGCAAUUAUUUCGUCACCGUGGGUAAUCGACAUGUCAAAUUUUGGUACCUGGAAUAUUCCCGCAGUGCCAAGUACAAGGAACCUGUGCCUUUAAUGGGCCGAUCUGCCAUAUUAGGCGAGCAAAGGAACAACGAUUUCGUUGAUGUGACCUGCGGCAGAGGAGAAAUGGCGGAUUCCACAUAUGCAAUCACCAAAACAGGCCUGUUAUGUGAAUUUAAUAACAGGAGACUUUUGGACAAAUGGGUUGAGCUCCGAACAACCAGUGCCAAUUGCAUGGCGGUCGGAGAUAAAUAUAUUUUUAUCGGAUGCGCAGAAGGAAUUGUAAGGUGUUUUAGUCCUAGUACGCUUCAAUUUAUCACUACACUACCGAGAACACAUUAUUUAGGGGUCGAUGUAGCGCAAGGAUUGUCUAUCAGUCAUAUGUCUCAACAUCCACCAAACGCGAGGUAUCCGGAUGCGAUUGCAUUGGCGUUUGAUGAGCGAAACAACAAGCUGACCUGCGUCUAUAAUGAUCACAGCAUCUAUGUUUGGGACGUAAGGGAUAUCAGACGAGUGGGCAAGUCGCACUCGUUUCUGUACCACUCGGCCUGCAUCUGGGGCGUUGAAAUGUAUCCGAUCAAUCCAGACUCCGUAGGUGCGAUGCCACCCGGCAGCUUCAUCACUUGUUCCAGCGACGACACAAUAAGAGUCUGGAAUCUGGAGAAAGAUAUCUUGCCGAACGACACGUUGUACAAACGAAACAUUUAUAGUAACGAAUUGCUCAAGGUAUUAUAUGUGGAUCCAGAAUUGACUUAUCUGAAAGAUCUGGACUUAGCUGCUGCAGGAUCCACUGAAAAAAACGAUGCGUCUUACGAUGGUCGUAACGGUGUAAGAUCGAUAAGAAUCGGACCUGAUGGCAAACAUCUCGCUUCAGGAGAUAGAUCCGGCAACAUCAGGAUUCAUGACAUUUCUUCGUUGGAAGAGUUGUGCUUAAUAGAAGCACAUGACGCUGAGGUGCUAUGCCUAGAAUAUUCGAGAUUCUCGCGGUACUCGGUAGACAUGCCCAGGCUUUUGGCGAGCGCAUCACGGGAUCGGCUAAUACACGUUUUUAGCGUGGAUCAGGGAUACAAUUUUCUGCAGACACUUGACGAUCACAGUUCUUCCAUUACUGCUGUGAGAUUUUUCAAUCAAUCAAAUCAGGGUAAUCAAAUACAGAUGGUAUCCUGUGGCGCUGACAAGAGUAUUAUUUUUAGACAGCUUCAAUCGACACCAGGUGGAAUGCCACAGUUCGCUAGAGGUCACAAUGCUCAAGGUAAAACUACUCUAUACGACAUGGAAGUUGAUUCUGGGCAGAAGCAUGUGUUAACCGCCUGUCAAGAUAGGAAUAUUAGAGUUUACAAUGUCACUACCGGUAAACAUAGCAAAACCUUUAAAGGUUCUGUUAGCGACGAUGGAUCUCUAAUCAAAGUCGUUCUAGAUGCCUCCGGUAUUUAUGUAGCUACUUCAUGCACAGACAAGACAUUGUGCGUGUACGAUUAUUACAGCGGCGAAUGCAUGGCCACUAUGGUCGGUCAUUCGGAAUUAGUGACGGGCUUACGUUUCAGUCCAGACUGUCGUCACCUUGUGUCCGCGAGCGGCGAUGGCUGCGUGUUCGUGUGGCGCGUUCCGCACGACAUGGUCGUGACCAUGCAAGCUCGUCUUGCUCAACAAGCAAUGCGCGCCGGCAAAAAACCGCCUCAAGUCAACGGUGACGGAAUCGACGUGCAAUUGGACAACGAAACUUUCGGAUCGCCUACACCUGAUUUCCUGGACCCUAACGCGAAUCCAACGCCUCAGGGUAUCGGUGUGGAUUACAGGUUUAGCGUGGGUCAAUUGCCGCUGUGGGCGAAGAAGCAGAUAAAUACCGCGACUACCGACGAUAGCGCAGCGCUUGGUUCAAACGCGAGAUCUCUUGGUGUCGACCUGCCCAAAGGCAGAUGGGCGCAAAGAGUUCAACAGGGCGACGGUAUCACCGUAAAAUCCGUCUAUGAUAGCGACGAAGUUAUACCGUUUCCGCCGUCACGUAGUACCAUUGAUUCGGAUGGCGGUGGUGGCGGUGGCGGCUCGAAAGACAGUUCUAUCGAUAGUGGCACCGAGACGAAAUGCAGCAGCGACUAUCGUCGAGAAAUGAUAAGCAAAAGAGAAGAGGAAGAAAGUGUAUUUCAACCUUGUCCAGAAAGUUAUAGAGAGAUAGAAAACGAAACAAAGCAGGUGAUUGAUAGUAAGGUGACAGUAAGAAGUAGCACGGACUUGACACGUCAAUCGAGGAGCCGUCAUCACACUGAUGAUAGCAGUCUUGGCAGCUUUAAAUUUGAGGAUCACGAGAGUACUGAACAUGAUGGAGAUGUUGAAGAUUAUUCUGAAGGAGAAAACGGAACCACCGGUUCUGAAAAGUCGCACCAUAGAUUGAUGUAUUAUCCUCCACCGGAAGAUAUUGUAUCUAAUCAGUUCACCGUUAAUGCGAUGGACGUUGAAGAACUUCGACGAUCGCAAAGGCGACAAAAAAGAUUGAAGAACGCGGAAAAUGGUCGAACGAGCGAAUUGACCGCGUCGGGUAGUCAGGAUGAGUCUGAUUCUGAAGGCGGCGCGUCGACUCCUAGCGCUGAGAGAAAUCCACUAUCCAUGUUAUCCGAGGCCAGUUCGGAAGGUUUUGAUCAACUCGCCAAGCAGAGUCACAGGGAGAAGUAUUUGAAAAAUGCCUUUGAAUCGCUCAGCGGAGCGGAGGAGCCUCCGAAUCGUGUAAAAGCGACAAGUAUCAGCUCCCAAUUUCAUGGAAGACUUAGCGGUGGUGAAAGUAAUGCCAGUGCCAAAAUACGUAAUGCAGCGGUAGUCAAUGCGACCAAACAUGCGAGAAGCGAUGCCGAUGUGAUGAAGAAACGAGAAGAGCUACAAAGGAGGAUAGAAGAAACUAGAAAAAAAUUGCAAAAUGUCGGCUACAAAUCGUCAUUGAAAUUCAGCCAGAGCAUAUCCGACUUGAGCAGCCACAUACCAGAGAAGCAUCAUCGUUCAAACAGACUCAGCACAGUUGGCAGUAGUGGGGGGCGAGUUUCGUCUAAAGUUAUUGACAGCGAAGAAGAAGGGGGUAUGAGACGCGCCUGUUCGCUGAGUGAUCUUUCCGUCAGCCCUCCAAAUAGGUUACUGCAUGGUCCUGUACAAGUUUCAGGAAAACUAGGUAGUAAAAAUACAAGCACAACUUUGAGAGCAGGUUCUGGAAAUGCCAAUUCCAGUAGUCAGUCUAGACAUACCUCAGGGAAAAAUCACUCAAGUCAUAUGACAAGAAGCAGUAGCGUUGGUGUCUUGAAUCAAAGUGAUUCAGAAUCGGACGCCGGUAUGACAGGAGGAAACAGUAGAGGAUGGAGUAGUCAAUCCGGUAAUAGAAUGAGCGGUUUAAUGAGGCCAACGAUCAGUUCCCAGAACAAAAUCAAUCUAAAUAAAUCGAGCUCUUCUGGCAGCAAUGUUUCAUCGAUUUUAAGGAGACGGGGAAUGCAAGGAGCUUUCUCAACCGUUAAUCUAAGUCAAGUAGGAAAUCAAGAAGAUUCGAGUUCAGAAGACACCUCUUCGAAUGGAAAUGGAGGAAAACCGGCGUUACCGCCAAGGCCUAGAAGUAUCAGUAUUGACUAUUCCUCUGCUAGUCUAAGUUUACCCGGUACGACGGUGAGAAGAUCCGGAUCAUCGACUGUCAUUACAAAUGGUCGGGGUGGUGCUGGACAAAACGGAAGCAGGAUGUCCGCGACGAAUAGAAAUCAGUUGGAACCUAGUCCUCAUGAGUUACCGGUUAAAGACACGGAUCGUUCUAUCGAUGUAACCAGUGCCGAGUUGUCGACCCAACUGUGCAACACAAUCACGGAUGAGCUCACGCGAACUGCGGAUAAUGUCGUGCAGCUAUACAAACGUUUGACGAUAGAUAAUGAUGAUGAUCCCUCUAAAGGAGCAAUUGACAGAGAUACAAUGCUACGAGGACUAGAAUCGUCUGUCAACGAGACCAUGCGAACUCUACGAUUGGUCGUCGCUGGCGGUGAAAGUCACAAUGACGGUAGCGGCGAGAGCGUUGUUACCAACGAGGCGACGGCCAAGUUUCAAGAGUUACUCGCUGGUCAGGAUCAGGGUAAAGUGGUCAACAUGAUGCAGCAGUAUUCCGAGCUGCUACUUACCAUGAUGCAACAGAGAAUAGGAGGGACUCAGCCAAGCCACACGUAAAAUCCGUCCAUCUGAGAAUCGAUAAGAGCAACAUGAUUGCUGUCGCAUUUAACGCAAUGGCAAAUAACAUAUUGCAGCCUCCUUUGAAACCGUAAUCUUAACAGUCCUCCAAACGGUCCUCUACAGUUUCAACAAAAGGAUUUGAAUGUGUCAAGGAAUAUAUACUCGCUGCGGAAACUCCGCACGCAUAUCAUAGCUGCGUAGAAAUUCUCUUUAGCCAAUGAUGGGUUGUAUCCACUUCUCCGCCAAUUAAAUCGCUCGUAAAUUUAAUGAGAUGAUAAAUAUUGCUUAACGCAAUUUGAUGCAAGGAUUAAUGCCAAUAUAAUUUCAGUAUGUUUUAUUUCUAAUACUAAAAAGACUCUUGCGUUAUUCGUAGAGAUGAAUUACGCUAUUCUAUAGCGAUGAAAUUCGCGAGCUCGAUGAAGCAAUACCAGUUUUAAUCCUUGUGCCUAAUAGCACAAAAUCCAUAGUCAUCGUUUUUAUGUCAUACGAUAGAUGAAAUGUGCAUUUUAUGUUAUUGUUUGAAACACUAUUAUAGAGUUACUGGAAUUGAUCUAUCCGUGGAAUUGGUGAACAACUUGGAUAAAUCGCGAUACAGUUUUGAAUAAAUACGAAGCACAUAACAUGAAUUAUUUCAUAAUUAAUCGUAAACAUAGAAUCGAUCGUAACGGACUUACCCAUUGUAUUUUAAGGCCAUACGCCAUGAAAUGCCAAUUAACUAAACACUAGUGAAAUGGUUUUCAAGUAAAGUCGACGUUGACGACAUCGACAUAUUAAGCGUCAAUAUAUUAUUGUAAUUUAAUAUUAAUAUUCUUGUUAUGUAACCAAAGGUUGUCUGUACCAAUGGUCUAAGAAACAAGUCCCUUCACGAUUCAAACUUUUACAAAAAAUUACAAUAAAAAGUAUGCAACAUAACUUGCCAGUAAAUAAAAGCAUCUAACUAUAGUCGUUGCAUUAAGUACGAAUAAAAUAGUUUUCUCGAGUCCAUCAACAAUAGAGAUUGCCAACAAGUCAUUUUAUAUUUCAUCACUGAAUUAUAUUUUAAUGGGAUUUGAUAUUUUCAAGUGUAAAUUAACUCAAAUUAUGUUGUUUUACUUAGGAUUAUUAGAUUUAUUGACUGUGCAAAUUGUACACUUUUAAUAGAAAAAAAAAAUGUUCGAAAUUUUUUUUUU
Molecule: messenger RNA, 6467 nt
Organism: Linepithema humile (Argentine ant)
Lineage: Eukaryota; Metazoa; Arthropoda; Insecta; Hymenoptera; Formicidae
Source: RefSeq, a predicted model, not a curated record